Tupaia belangeri chinensis (Chinese tree shrew) is the source of this 2592-nucleotide messenger RNA. RefSeq names its product beta-1,4-galactosyltransferase 3 (gene B4GALT3). Gene Ontology annotation, molecular function: galactosyltransferase activity. Gene Ontology annotation, biological process: carbohydrate metabolic process; galactosylceramide biosynthetic process. The record is from RefSeq and is a predicted model, not a curated record. The coding region runs from base 899 to 2089 and encodes 396 amino acids. The transcript has 9 exons. NCBI's taxonomy places the organism in Eukaryota, Metazoa, Chordata, Mammalia, Scandentia, Tupaiidae. Gene Ontology annotation, cellular component: Golgi apparatus.
UCCGGGGGUAGUGGAAGCCACAGGUAGACAUACUGGAUAUCAGCAGUCAUUUUACUCUACGAUUUGGGGAGACGUGUUUACAUGAAAGCAGACGCUGCCCUUCGCCCCGCAUCAACGUCUCGUCGUUUUAGUAAGUGACCGUCGGUGUUCGACGCCUGCAGGAUACCGCGGGAUACAAAGAUGCACCAGGACCUUCUGCAACGCUGUAGCCUGAGCAAGAAACCGUCUGGAUACUAAGUGGCACUAGGCUGCAGGGGGCGCCACCGACACACCGGGAGAGGGGCUCAGCCUACCCCGCGGUGACUGCAACGCUGGACCGACCAGAAACUGCCUCCCAGCCCGCUUGGCCUCUCGCUCAGUCUGGGUCCUGAGGACAGUCCAGGGCUGGGGCUGCUGCUUUUACCAGUCACGGGGAUGGGAACGAGAAACCCGCAAGGAAUUUGAGGGGUGGCCAUGAGGCCCCUGCACCCACUCCCCGGGGUUCGGGCCCCUGCCGAGUCCCACACGAUAGUCGGCGCCCCAGGGGCGACCGUGUAAGCCACCCCGCACCCAGCUCAGACCACGCCGCCCUGGGCCCCUGCCCCUCGCGGCUGGGCGGCUCCACCCGAGGCCCCGCCCCGUGACGCGAGGCUCCGCCCCCGCGGCGCCCGCUUCCAAGAUGGCGGCAGCGAUGCCUGCCCGGCUGUCCGGGUGGCGGUGACGACGGGAAACAGAAGACCAGAGCGCUGACCACGCCCCUCCAGGUCUCAGAUUUGCUGUUGGAGUGCUGAAUGGAGUCCUUCUCUGCCCUCUGGGACAGUUCUAAUUUUAGAUAAUGCCUCACAUCUCUGCCCCCCCGGGACCCCCUGGAGCCCCCAUGAUCCCAAAGAAGACAGCUUGAACCUAGAUCUCGCCCAGGAUGCUGCGGAGGCUGCUGGAGCGGCCCUGCACGCUGGCCCUGCUGGUGGGCUCCCAGCUGGCUGUCAUGAUGUACCUGUCCCUCGGGGGCUUCCGGAGCCUCAGCGCCUUGUUUGGCCGAGAUCAAGGGCCGACAUUUGACUAUUCUCACCCGCGUGAUGUCUACAGUAACCUCAGUCACCUGCCUGGAGCCCCUGUUGCCCCAGGGGGUCCGCCAGCUCCUCAGAGUCUCCCAUACUGUCCAGAACGGUCUCCUCUCCUAGUGGGUCCCGUGUCGGUGUCCUUCAGCCCUGUGCCAUCGCUGGCUGAGAUUGUGCAGCGGAACCCUCGGGUGGAGGCAGGGGGCCGGUACCGCCCUCCUGGGUGUGAGGCCCGCUCCCGAACAGCCAUCAUUGUGCCCCACCGAGCCCGGGAGCACCACCUGCGCCUGCUGCUCUACCACCUGCACCCCUUCCUGCAGCGCCAGCAGCUGGCUUACGGCAUCUACGUCAUCCACCAGGCUGGAAAUGGGACCUUUAACAGGGCAAAGCUGCUGAAUGUCGGGGUGCGGGAGGCCCUGCGUGAUGAAGAGUGGGACUGCCUGUUCCUGCAUGACGUAGACCUCCUGCCAGAGAACGACCACAACCUGUAUGUGUGUGACCCCCGGGGACCCCGCCAUGUUGCCGUUGCCAUGAACAAGUUUGGAUACAGCCUCCCGUACCCCCAGUACUUCGGAGGGGUCUCAGCGCUCACUCCUGACCAGUAUCUGAAGAUGAAUGGCUUCCCCAAUGAAUACUGGGGCUGGGGUGGUGAGGACGACGAUAUUGCUACCAGGGUGCGUCUGGCUGGGAUGAAGAUCUCUCGGCCCCCCACAUCGGUGGGACACUAUAAGAUGGUGAAACACCGAGGAGAUAAGGGCAAUGAGGAAAACCCCCACAGGUUCGACCUCUUGGUCCGCACGCAGAACACCUGGACGCAGGACGGGAUGAACUCGCUGACAUACCGACUGCUGGCCCGAGAGCUGGGCCCUCUCUACACCAAUGUCACGGCAGACAUUGGGAUGGACCCUCGCGGUCCCCGGGCUCCCUCCGGACCCCGGUACCCUCCUGGGUCCUCCCAGGCCUUCCGUCAAGAGAUGCUGCAGCGCCGGCCCCCAGCCAGGCCUGGCCCUCUGCCUACUGCCAACCACACAGUCCCCCGUGGCUCUCGCUGAGUCCUCCUUCCUGCCCACCUUAAUCAUGAAACGGAAUCGAGGGGCUGUGUUCUCCCCACCCUCGCUCCUCACUGCUCUCCGAGGGAUGUGGGGGGACUGAACUCUAGUGCUAAGCUGGGGAGCGGGGGCCUCCCCUAACUGCUGGACUGGAGCUGGGCUCCUCUAGACCUGGGGUUCCCUCUUUCUAGGGUCACCUGCCAGGGUUUAUGACUGUGAAUCCUCGAUGUCAUGAUUUUAUGUGACGACUCCUGGGAGUCCCCUGCCCCUGGGGUAGGAGCAGGGCUGGACCCCAAGCCCCUUCCUCUUCCACGGAGAGAAGAGCGAUCUGGCUUCUCCUGGGACCUCUGUGAAUAUUUAUUCUAUUUAUGGUUCCUGGGCAGCUGUUUGGUGAAGGAAGCCCCCGCCUGGGUACUUUCUGCCAGUGCUGGAGUAGCUCCCUCUUCUGGUCCUGGCUCAGGGGGCUGGGAUUUUGAUAUAUUUUCUAAUAAAGGACUUUGUCUGGC